This is a messenger RNA of Glycine soja, 663 nucleotides long. RefSeq names its product C2 domain-containing protein At1g63220-like. NCBI's taxonomy places the organism in Eukaryota, Viridiplantae, Streptophyta, Magnoliopsida, Fabales, Fabaceae. The coding region runs from base 68 to 475 and encodes 135 amino acids. The record is from RefSeq and is a predicted model, not a curated record. The transcript has 5 exons.
UUUUGUAUCCUUCAGGCAUUUGCUGUAUUUUCUAACUUCCUAAGCGAGAGUGAGUUUUGAGACAAAGAUGCCUCGUGGGACGCUUGAAGUUAUUCUAAUCAGCGCAAAAGACCUAAAGGACAGUGAUUUUUUCGGGAAAAUGGAUCCUUAUGUGAUUCUCACUUAUCGCGCACAAAAGCACCGAAGCAGUGUGGCUAAAGGUGCAGGAUCUAAACCCCGUUGGAAUGAAAGCUUCCUUUUCACUGUUUCUGAUAGUGUAUCUGAACUUAAUCUGAGGCUCAUGGACCAGGAUUUGUUAACUAGUGAUGAUUUCCUUGGCGACGCAAAAAUUAAUCUGGAACCAGUGUUUGCUGUGGGGAGCAUUCCAGAAACUUCUUACAAUGUUGUGAAGGACCAGAAGUACUGUGGGGAGAUCAAGGUUGCACUCACCUUUAAUCCUGAGAGAGGCAGUGGACUCGGCUAUGGUGAUGAAUAAAGCUGUGAUCUAAGGGGAUGAAGGAGUCACAUGAUUACUAGCUGUGAUGAUGCACCUAAAUUUCUUGGACCUAGCUAUAUUUCCGAAUAAUAAGUUGUUAAAACUUACAUUAAUGGUGAUUCUGUACUUGAAUUGGUUUCUAGACUUUUUAUUUUCAACUCAAAUUUACCUAUUUUCAAUUCUAGUGA